CUCUAAUAAGUAAAAAUUCUCGUAUAUUAUUGUACAUACUUUCUAGUCAAAGAUAAAAUUUAAAUUUCAUUUGACAAGAACUUUAUAUUCCUAUCAUAUUUAGACUAUUACAGCGCUGGUUAAAACACUGAGAUCUUGAGAUAGUAAUAAAAUUGAAUCACCUUCUGUUUUGCUGUCUGCGAGUCGGAAGGAGCUGACUUCGGCUUGACUUCGGGCCUUCGGCUAUCCUGGUGCGUAGGGGACUAGGGGACAAGCAUAAACAGUGAUAAACUGCAAAUUUAACUACCGAUUUUACAUCUUUUAAUUUUUCUGUUCGAACUGCUCAGAUCGUGCAUGACAGUAUGCGAGCAUUGUUCUACCGCUUUCUUGAUCGAUGGCCAGGGAAAGAACGAUUUGGUUACUAUCGUUUCCUGCCACUGUUCUUCGCAUGUGGAGCGGCUAUUGAGUUUAUUAUGAUCCAUUUGACUAUCGGAGAAACUAAUUUUUAUGAUGUAUAUAAGCGUAAGCAUCCGGAGCGAUUGAUUCCUGUGAAGGCUGCCCACGACAGUUCAUUUCCCAUAUUGUCUCCCGACAGUCCGGAGCUGCCCAGUUUUCUUAGCUCUUAUCAAAAAAUCCUGGAGCAACGGCAGUCAACUUCUCAGACUUCGUCGGCAGUAUCGACACAAGUUUGACCGGGGCUCCUGUAAUUGUGUAAACGUCGUGGAUCCAAAUUCGAAAUGAUCAGUCGGGAGUACAUCAAAUUCGCCUUUGCGUCUGGUCUGUCUGCUCUGGCCGGCGCGCAGUUUGUUCACUGGAUGUUUCAGCCUUUGAAGGUUAGCGCGGCAUCUGAAACACCAGCUGUUACUGCUCCCUUACCAUCCCCUGCUCAACAACCUCCCCCUCUGCUGAAUCAAAAAACGUAGUUAAAAACUAAAUGUGUUACCGAAAAUUGCUUGAGCGCAUAGAUGCGAGCACAUAAUUAUGCAAGUUGCAGCUUGGUUUACGAUGUUUUUUCGGUGCGAUGCUGUGGUGAAUUUUUAACGGCUUUGUUGCUUUUGCACCCGUCCUGACAUGUUGAUGAAAUAAUAAUUAAAUUCAGUAUAAUUAUCUAUCUUGUGUUGUAGACUCGGUAAUACGUGAUAGAUGGUGGCUUUUGGUUUUCAAGGCUUUUGGUACCUGUAUUUAUUAUGGAACCAUAU
Molecule: messenger RNA, 1178 nt
Organism: Paramacrobiotus metropolitanus
Lineage: Eukaryota; Metazoa; Tardigrada; Eutardigrada; Parachela; Macrobiotidae
Product: small integral membrane protein 4-like
Exons: 4
Coding region: 342-671 (109 amino acids)
Source: RefSeq, a predicted model, not a curated record